This is a messenger RNA of Paramisgurnus dabryanus, 2346 nucleotides long. It is a transcript of the gene wnt11, whose product is annotated as wingless-type MMTV integration site family, member 11. Gene Ontology annotation, biological process: multicellular organism development; neuron differentiation; canonical Wnt signaling pathway. The record is from RefSeq and is a predicted model, not a curated record. NCBI's taxonomy places the organism in Eukaryota, Metazoa, Chordata, Actinopteri, Cypriniformes, Cobitidae. Gene Ontology annotation, molecular function: frizzled binding; cytokine activity. Gene Ontology annotation, cellular component: extracellular region.
GCUCCUGUCUGCACAGUCAGUCAGUUCAACGGAUUCCUGAGCGCGUGCAGCACUGCGCAGCGCGAGCCAUACAGAUCUCAUUAUCGGACUGUUGCAUGAUGCUUUUACACUCGGACUUUCCUCACGCACAAAAAAACGGAUUAACGGAGAUUUAAAGCUUUGCCUGGAGAACUGGAUUUAAAAUAAGAUUAACUUUUGGAUUACUUUGGCAUUUGGUUGGCGUCGGUCUAUAUUUGAUAAGAUAUAGGAAAGGUGGUAAAUAAGUGAAGAAGGCAGAAAAAAAGUAAUAAUUGGCAUGGCUUUUGCCUUUUAAUUGUACCAGUGCCAAAAAGCCUUGCACCUGCAUCAGUCCCUUCUGCUCGAGCUGGAUCUUAUUCUUCAGCAUGAAGCAAACAUCCCAUUCACUUCAUCUCUGUAUCUUCACAUUCCUGCUUCUGUCAAAGGAGUGCACUGGAAUCAGAUGGCUGUCACUAGCGCAGACCACACAGCACAUCAACAAGACCCAGAAUUGCAAGACGUUGCCAGGUCUCGUCUCUUCUCAGGCCCAGCUCUGUAGGAGCAACCUGGAACUCAUGCAAACUAUCAUCCAAGCUGCAAGGGAGGUUAAAAAGGUCUGCCAGAAAACCUUUACAGACAUGCGCUGGAACUGUUCCUCUAUUGAUGCUCCUAAAUUCCUCCCAGACCUGGAGCGAGGAACAAGGGAAUCGGCAUUCGUCUACGCGCUCUCCGCAGCAGCCAUAAGUCACACUAUAGCACGCGCGUGCACCUCAGGAGAUCUGAGGUUGUGCACCUGCGGUCCGAUUCCUGGUGAAAUACCCGAGCCGGGUUAUAGAUGGGGCGGGUGUGCUGAUAACCUGCACUAUGGUCUUCUCAUGGGCUCCAAGUUUUCAGAUGCCCCCAUGAAGAUGAAAAAGAAAACGGGUUCGAAUGCCAAUAAGCUGAUGCAUCUCCACAACAGUGAAGUUGGCAGACAGGCUUUGCGAGACGCUCUGGUCAUGAAGUGCAAAUGCCACGGUGUUUCCGGUUCCUGCUCCAUUCGGACCUGUUGGAGAGGCCUACAGGACCUGAAGGACAUCGCUUUGGAUUUGAAGACCAAGUACUUGUCAGCCACCAAGGUGGUCCAUCGGCCCAUGGGCACACGGAAGCAACUCGUCCCUAAAGAUAUCGACAUCCGGCCGGUUCGAGAGAAUGAGCUGGUCUAUCUGCAAAGUUCACCGGAUUACUGCAUGAAGAAUGACAAGAUGGGAUCUUUCGGUACACAGGACAGGCAGUGCAAUAAAACCUCCAAUGGCAGUGACAGCUGUGAUCUGAUGUGUUGUGGCAGAGGAUACAACCCUUACUCCGAGAGAGUGGUUGAACGGUGCCACUGCAAAUAUCACUGGUGCUGCUACGUCACGUGCAAAAAGUGCGAGCGGACUGUGGAGAGAUACGUAUGCAAAUGAGUCGGCCUGCAGUCAUCACCACCAGCCACGCCAAUCCCCGUCAAUCCCCGUCACGUCACCCUCGUGCCUAUUAUCAACCAAUCAGACCUGGAACACUGCUGGUUAUACCUGAUCAUUUAACAAAACUGCAGAAUUCUCAGACCACAGAUAACCAAAGCACUAUGUUACCAACAAGGCUUACAUUUGUGUUAUGCUUUUCCAGCUUGUAUACUUUAAAGAAGAAAUGAUUUAUUUUCGGUUUUAUGAACAUUUAUAGAGAAGCAAUAAUUCAAAAAUGGAAUUUUUCAGUGCACAAAUCAACAUGGUUUUGUCGAAAAUACCCAGCUGUUGGUCACCGUCCUCAAGAGAAUAUUGUCUCUGUUAUUUUCUCUGUUAUUUUUUGCAUAGAAACAUAUGCUUCUUUAUCUGGAUCUUGCAAAGUUUAUUUUUGUUACACAGUACCCGAGUCGCUUUUUUGCAAAGAAAAUUGAUCCGAAAAGGAUUCCACAUUCCGAGUUCUAAGGGAUUCAGGCCUCGGUACUCUGCUUUCACAAGUUAAGACUGAAAACACGAAGAAAGUGUUGAACAUGAAAGGGAACUUGAAAUACGGCUAAUGGAUGAGGAACUGUGCAAUGGCUUCCAUCUGCUGGGUCUGAUACUUCAGUUCUAAGCUGUUAGAGGAGAAAUACCUGCAUUUAUUCCACAUAUACGAGCAAGGACAUUGGAUGUGUUGUGCCUUGUUCCAUUUUUACUCAAAAUCAAACGUGCAGGGGUUCAAAUCUCGAACCUCUCUGAGGAUGAGAAUAGAGUAUAUGGGUCAGCCUUCAUGAACCACUUAUUUGUGGAUGUACAUACUGUCAUUUUUGUAUGCUGAAUUAAAAAAAGAAAUAUUUAUAAACUAAUUAAAAAUCUUUACCAUUUAAAA